AUGAAUCUCCUCAACUUCAGUCUGUUCUUGCUCUUCCCGAUGGGACACGCCUUCAGGCUUCUUCAGGAACCCUCAGACGCCGCUUCCGCCUACGACGAACGGGUCAGGUCCUUCGUUCCCCAAAUUGUCGGGGAACUGGUGACAGGUCCUCUGAGGGAGGAGAGCGUUGCCCUCGUCCUGCAGGAGGGCCAAGACUCCGGAAGCUUUGGAUGCAUCGACAGGCCCCUCACACUUCUGCGCCUCCCGCCGGCGUCACCUGACGGAGGAGGAGGAGGAGAAGUGGUGAUUUCCAACGGCACUGGGAGUGGAGAGGAGGGCGGGAGGUCGGAGCGCGGUCCUCUGAAAGUGGGUGUCAUUGUGGUGGUAGCUACGUCAGAAGAUGAUUCCUGGUCGCUUCUGCAGAGCCCUCCCGAAAACUGGAACGCCUCAGCCGUCGUGCUCAUAUCAACCUCGACCAACUGCAGGAAGACGGACCUCCUGCAGACGCCUUUGCUCUUCAGAACGCCUUCGGCGGCCCUCCUCUGCCCCCUCGCCCCCAGGAAGCCAGACGCUCAGAGCCGGCCCCUCUUCCGGGUGUGGGCCUGGAAGCCGUUCGUCGUAGCCGACCACUUGGUCGACCUCGGCGCCUGGAACCCGGGAGACUUCAGCACCUGGAAACGGCUCUUCAUCGACCGUUUCGACGACAUGACCACCAAGUUCGUUCAGGUAUUCGCGCAGACUGUCGACAGGCCACUGUUCUACAGUGAUUCAGACGGGAAACUGAAGGGGAUGAACCUCAAGAUACUGGGGGCGAUGUCCUCAGCGUUCCGAUUUACUCUGAAUUUGACCUCGAAAUUUGAACUGAGCUGGGAUCAGUUACUGGAUCCUGUGAGGGAAGGCAGCAGCGAGAUCUUCAUCAAUUUCGGCUUGAUGACUCCGGAGAGGAUGCGAGAGUUCCACAUGACAGUUCCAUAUCUUCUGGAAGGGUAUGGGAUCAUGCUUCAGAUUCCUCCACUGCUUCCCAGGUGGAAAAACAUCUUGUAUCCAUUCGAUGUAACCGUUUGGAUCGCCACGGUCGUGUCCGCCCUCUCCACUUCGAUCGCGUAUCAUCUCCUGUAUCGCGAGUACGAGAAGUCUCUCAUCAACAACGCCAUCUCUAUUUUUCAGGGCCUGUUGUCACAUUCGCCGGAAGUGGUUCCUGAGCAGUGGCGUACCCGGCUGUUCCUUUUGCUGUGGUCUGUGUCGUCCUGGAUUCUGAACAUUAGCUAUACUAGCAAUCUGAUUGCUGUGCUCACCAUCCCCGUCUUUCCCAAGAGGAUUGAAACGAUGCAGGAACUGGCGGACAGUGAUUACAGGCUUUGCGUGCUAGAUUAUGGGGACCCCGCGCCUGAGGCCUUGAGAACGUCCGACCACCCGGUACUAGCCACCCUCGGACGCAAGUUAGACCAAGUGCCUCUGAAUCACUCCUUCUUUUACUGGGGUGGCAUCGAACCCUGUGUCUACAAGGUGCUGAAUGGCACCCACGCCCACUUCGACACUUACUCCUUCAUCCAAGUCUUCUACCACAUUCUUGGCCAUGAGUCUGUGACCUACAGAAUGAAAGAAAGGCUUUAUCCAGGGUACCUCGUUUUCCUGAUCUACAAACAUGCUCCCUGGCGGUUCAAGAUCGACGUAGGAAUACAGCGCUUGACAGAGGCAGGGCUCAUCCAGAAAUGGUACGACGACACAAUGGAUGAGUUCAGAGACAAAUUCGGCGAGGAUAGGAGCUUAGGCCAGCUGGCCUUUUCACUCUCUCACCUACAGGGGCCUUUUUACAUCCUCAUGGGAGGAGCUUGCAUCUCCUUGAUGUGUUUUUGUGGUGAAUACAUUACCCAGUCGUGAAAAAAAAAAAGAAUGGUUAACUGCUUGACCAUCUUCAUUAAAACUUUGCCUGUGGAGGGAAACCCAGAACCUCUUUCUAGUGUAUUACUGCCCUGAGGAAUAAAGAUAAACGUGGUUUUCUUGCCCGCGAGUCUCCCCAGUUAUUUUUUUUUUCUCAAGUUUUUCACUUAUAUUCAGAUGAGAGUUACAAUAUCAAAGAUCUCAUAAUUGUCAGUUUCAGGAAGAAGCUAGAUAUAUCUGUUGUCAGCAAAGGUUCUUGUCUCUCAGAUCAUUUUACUAUUGAGGAAACAUUAGUUGAGCAAUGUUACAAACAUGGCUUCAACCACAGUUAGUGAGUAUACUACCCCAGGCCCUGAUUAUUAAGGUUUUCAAAACGAUACAAGUUAAUUUGUGUCUGUCGAGCAAUGUAUUCCGAACAAAAUUAAAAUAUAUAUAUUUACAGAA
Macrobrachium nipponense is the source of this 2304-nucleotide messenger RNA. Its product is annotated as ionotropic receptor 21a-like. The coding region runs from base 1 to 1860 and encodes 619 amino acids. Lineage: Eukaryota; Metazoa; Arthropoda; Malacostraca; Decapoda; Palaemonidae. The transcript has 7 exons. Gene Ontology annotation, cellular component: membrane. Gene Ontology annotation, molecular function: ligand-gated monoatomic ion channel activity. The record is from RefSeq and is a predicted model, not a curated record.